Molecule: messenger RNA, 2505 nt
Organism: Paramuricea clavata
Lineage: Eukaryota; Metazoa; Cnidaria; Anthozoa; Malacalcyonacea; Plexauridae
Source: the annotation of a GenBank genome assembly
AUGAAACUGGGAUUAACUGGAUCUCAAAUUCACCUCACCAUGAAUCUCGCUGGAGGGGAAAAACUUUCAGAAGAUUCUGAAAUUCUAGAAAUCGCCGUAGUCUCAUGUACCGAGGAAGAUAUCGAGAAAACUGUCCAAGUGUAUACGGUUAAAAAACCAUGUAACAGCGCUAAGACAGUGUCGAAAAACAGCCUAGAAAGUUACCCCCACCUGAAGUCCAUCUCCGAAAAGCUACAUCUUUCCGGUGGUGCUGUAGCUAUAGAUCUCCUCAUCGGGACUGAUCUUGCUGAAGCCUUCGUCGAUGUUCACACAAUCUCUGGUCGAUGUGGGGAACCCAUUGCCAAGAGAAACUGCUUUGGAUGGUACAUUAUUGGCCAACUAGACCCAAAGAUACCGGAUGGUGCAAAAAUACAGUCAGUUGAUGUCAGUCACGCGAGCGUCAUGGAGAAUGUCAAUCAACUUCUUCAACAAGAUCAGAUAGGAAUCAAACCUACACGUUUCUGCACAUGUAGUGAAAGUGAAUUGCGAGAAAGUAAAUUUGUGAAGUCUGUCUUUCAAUUAACGACUCUGGUUGAUGGAAGGAUUCAGGUAAAGAUGCCGUGGAAUGGAAAGGGACCUCCGAAGCAAAGUAACUACGACAUCGCUGUAAAGAGAAUGCAGUCAGCCGAAAGGUCAUUCGAAAAGAAGGGUUGCAUUGAUGUUGUCGACGAAGAAGUAAAAAAGUUAGUGGAUCAAGCGUUUGUCAUCAAGGUUCCUCCCGAACAUGUCAACCACACCCAAGCAGAAUGGUAUUUGCCACUGCAAGCCGUCUUCACCCCAGAGAAGACAACCAAAGUGCGGCUUGUCUUUGACUCAUCAUGCAAAGGACACGAUGGGCUCCCGCUGAACGACCGCCUGGAAAAGGGUCCCAACUAUAUCAAUCAACUGCCGAACGUUCUAACAGCAUGGCGGUGGGAUGAAGUGGCUUACUCGGGGGAUGUCCGGAAAAUGUUCAAUCAGAUUAUGGUUCAUCCAGAAGAUCAAAUCUAUCACAGGUUCCUAUGGAGAAGCAAGCUGAACGACACCCCAACAGUGUAUCAAUGGCUACGAUUAAGCUUUGGCGACAAACCAGCCCCUGGCAUUGCCGCAAACUCCAUCAACACCCUGGCAAAAGCGUCAUUGUCCGAGUUCCCAGACGCAUCUAAAGAACUUCGGAAGCAUGCAUACGUAGAUGAUAUUGCCGGAUCUAAGCCGACUGCGGAAAAAGCCAAAAGAGUCAUUGAUGAAAUCGACAUUGUUCUUGGUAAAGGACAAUUUCAGAUCAAGACAUGGCACUCUAACCAUGAAGUAGUCGAUCGAUCUAAUCAUGAGCAGUUCACAGACCUACUUGGUCACAAGUGGGACAAACGGGCAGAUAGAUUUAGCUUCAAGAAACAGGAAAUAAUCGGACAGUUAAACAAAGUCUCGAAAAGAAAUUGCCUGGCCUUCCUCGCUCAACUUUGGGAUCCACUCGGUCUUGUCUCUCCCAUUAUGAUAAAGUUUAGGAUCGACCUGCAAGAGCUUUGGAGUGCGGGCUUCUCCUGGGACGAAAUCCUUCCGCCAAGCGUUCAGACGAAGUGGAUCGAGAAUGUAGAGUCAAUGAAUCAACUCCUCACGUUUGAGUUCGAUCGGAAACUGAAACCAAGUAACGCAGUGGGCAAUCCAGAAGUGCACGGAUUUUCGGACGGGGGAGAGCAGGCGUUUGGUGGAGUUAUUUUCCUGCGCUGGGAGCUUGAUGAUGGAAGUUAUCGUUGUGUCGCUGUCAUGGUGAAGCCAUUCGUUGCACUUCUAAAGAAGAAAAGCAUUCCAAGACUGGAACUUUUGGGUUGUUUGGCUCUCUCCAGAAUGUACGACACAUGUCGGAAAGCCCUAGAGUUCGUGAAUAUGAAGGACUUUAAAAGAAUCUUUUGGAUCGACUCAACAACUGUAUUAUCAUGGGUCAGGACUCCACCACGUCAAUUCAAGCCUUUCGUAUCGAGCCGAGUUGCUGAAAUUCAGGAAACGAUUGGCACAGAGGACUUCCGCUAUGUCAGAUCGAAGAGCAAUCCAGCUGAUGGUCUCACACGGGGAAUCGAACCAGCCGAAUUAGCAAAUUGGUUGGCAGGUCCAUCAUUCCUGAAGUUUCCCGAAGCCCAGUGGCCAGAGUUCCACGAAGAUCUCAGAUUAUCCAAUUCAGUAUGCCAGGAAACAAUGAAAGAGAAGAAAUCAUCAUUUUCAUCCAAUUGUAACAAGGAAUUUAAUGAAGUCAACGUCUGUUUAGCUACUGAAGAGAAGAAAGAAAAUCCCAUUCUUUGUCACUUGAUGGCGGCUUGUUCUUCAUUUUCAAAGGUUCGGAGAACACUGGCUUACAUAUUGCGAUUCACACAAAAUGCAAGAAAGAUCAAUAUGAAAAAAGGGACUAUUACCGCUCAGGAGCUACAAAUAUCAGAAAAAUACCUUUUUAAGUUGUGUCUUAUAGCCACCAGAGAAGAACUUGAUGUAGACUAG